Malaclemys terrapin pileata is the source of this 1493-nucleotide messenger RNA. RefSeq names its product zinc finger protein 501-like. Gene Ontology annotation, molecular function: DNA-binding transcription factor activity, RNA polymerase II-specific; RNA polymerase II cis-regulatory region sequence-specific DNA binding. The record is from RefSeq and is a predicted model, not a curated record. NCBI's taxonomy places the organism in Eukaryota, Metazoa, Chordata, Testudines, Emydidae. The coding region runs from base 342 to 1493 and encodes 383 amino acids. The transcript is spliced from 6 exons. Gene Ontology annotation, biological process: regulation of transcription by RNA polymerase II.
AAGGGGAAGAGCCAUGGAUCCCGGACUUCCAGGGCUCCGAGAAAGAAGUGCACCCGAGAGCUGCCUGCACAGGGGCUGGACACAUUCCCUUUGGAUCUUCGCAGUAAUUCGCCAUGUGCUUCGACUAGCUCAGCAUCUUCCUGGUGAGGAUUCUGCUCCUCGUUCUCCCUCACCACCCCAUCACCUGCUAGAAUGGAAGAGAAAUCUCAGAAUUGGGGGUGGAAAGGCAGAGAGCAAACCCAAGAGGUACCACAAAAGCAUCUGGUCCCUCUGAGAAAAGAGAGAGAAGCAGCCAAAGCCGAGGAGGAGCGGCAAAGCGAGGAACUGCUGCAGGUGACGUAAUGGUAUGUGACAAAGAGGAGCAGAAUUCUCAGAAGGAAAAUGUUGAGCAAGUGGAUAAACACAGAGCAUUAUCGCAAAGAUCAAAAAGGAAUGUGUCCAGGAGUCAUGAGCAGGGAAACUCCUGUGAGAUUCACCACAGACCAGAAAGAGAGCAGGGAAACCAUCCAGGAGAGAAAAUGGGUAAAUGUAUUUCCUGUCGGGGAACUCAGAAGGAAACCACAACCCAGCAGGAAAUCCUCAUGGGAAAGAGAAAAAAUACAUGCACUGAGCAUGGGAAAAAUGUAUGUGACUAUUCAGUCCUUAUAAAGCAUCAGAGAAUCCACACAGGUGAGAUGCCCUUUGAAUGCAGUGAGUGUGGGAAAAGCUUCAAUUGCAGAUCACACCUUAUUAGGCAUCAGAGAAUGCACACAGGAGAGAGGCCCUAUGAAUGCCGUGAGUGUGGAAAAUGCUUCGCUAAGAGCUCCAUCCUUUCUGAACAUCAGAGAAUCCACACAGGGGAGAGGCCCUAUGCGUGCAGUGAGUGUGGGAAAUGCUUCACUAGGAGCUCAGCCCUUUCUGAACAUCAGAGAAUCCACACAGGGGAGAGGCCCUAUGAAUGCAGGGAGUGUGGAAAAAACUUCACUCACAGAUCAGCCCUUUUUCACCAUCAGAGAAUCCACAGAGGGGAGAAGCCCUAUGAAUGCAGUGAGUGUGGGAAAUGCUUCACUCAAAAAUCAGCCCUUUUUCACCAUCAGAGAAUCCACACAGGGGAGAGGCCCUAUGAAUGCAGUGAGUGUGGGAAAAGUUUCAAUCGAACCUCAAACCUAAUUAGGCAUCAGAGAAUCCACACAGGGAGAGAUCAUAGGAAUACCAUCAGGGAGAGGCCCUAUGAAUGCAGUGAGUGUGGGAAAACCUUCACUCGCAGAGCAGGAUUUUUUCACCAUCAGAGAAUCCACACAGGGAAGAGUCCCUAUGAAUGCAGUGAGUGUGGGAAAAGUUUCAAUCACAGCUUGCAACUUAUUAGGCAUCAGAGAAUCCACACAGGGCCCUAUGAAUGCUGUGAGUGUAGGAAAAGCUUCACUACCAGCCAGGGGAGAGGCCCUAUGAUUGCAAGUUUCCCCUGUUUUGAGGUGGACCCAUUUGUCCUUUCUAUCAACUCCAUUGUCUCAUGA